AUUGGUUAACUUUCAGUAAAAACAACUUAAUAAUAUUGUAUGCAAUUUGUGAUAAGAUAACGUUCUCUGUAUGAAAAUCUUGCAAGAAGUUAAAAACUGGUGACACAGAAAUUGCCAGUGCUAUAUGAUGGCUCUUAAACUGGUUUUCUUGUGCUACAUUGCAUUAUGUGCAGUUGCAAGUGGAAUUCAUAUAAUCAACGCUCAUGAUUUACAAGUGAAAUACGAGCCUAAUUGGAAUAGUUUAGAUUCUAGACCUUUGCCGUCUUGGUUUGAUGAUGCUAAGUUUGGAAUUUUUAUUCAUUGGGGUGUUUUUAGCGUUCCUAGUUUUGGUUCAGAAUGGUUUUGGAUUAACUGGAAAAGUUUUGUUCCAAAGUAUGUACAAUUUAUGCACAAACAUUUCGAGCCAGGUUUUACUUAUCAAGAAUUUGCCAAAGAUUUCACUGCAGAAUUUUAUAAUGCCUCCCAGUGGGCUGAAAUUUUUGAAGCUUCUGGUGCAAAAUACAUAGUUUUGACCAGUAAACAUCAUGAAGGCUACACUCUUUGGCCUUCUAAAUAUUCAUUUAGUUGGAAUAGUAUGGAUGUGGGACCUCACAAAGACUUGAUUGGUGAAUUAGCUACAGCCGUGAGAAAAAAUACUAAUUUAAGAUUUGGUCUAUAUCACUCAUUAUUUGAGUGGUUCAAUCCAUUGUAUCUUCAUGAUAAAAAAAAUAACUUUACAACUAAUGUGUUUGUCAAAAAUAAAAUUAUCCCAGAAAUGAAAGAAUUAAUUGAAACCUAUAAGCCUGAGGUUUUGUGGUCAGAUGGAGAUUGGGAAGCAUCGGAAAAUUACUGGGAAUCUAAAGAAUUUUUAUCUUGGCUUUAUAAUGAUAGCCCUGUAAAAAGUACCAUAGUUACAAAUGAUCGUUGGGGUGUUAAUACAUCUUGUAGACAUGGUGAUUUUUAUAAUUGUCAAGAUCGUUUUAGUCCAGGUACUUUACAAAAGCAUAAAUGGGAAAAUGCUAUGACUAUUGAUAAACAGUCCUGGGGCUUUCGUAGGAAUGCCAAGUUAGAAGAUUAUUUUACUCUUAAAGAUCUUGUCAAAGAAUUAGUUAUUACAGUCAGUACUGGAGGAAAUUUAUUAAUGAAUGUAGGUCCAACAAAAGAUGGUAUGAUACCAGCUAUAUUUGAAGAAAGAUUAAGAGGAGUAGGUCAAUGGUUAUCUGUAAAUGGUGAAGCUAUUUACAAAACCAAACCAUGGAAAAUUCAAAAUGAUACUUUAUCAGGAGAUGUUUGGUAUACACAAGGUGCAGAUGGCAAUCUCUAUGCUACAACAUUAUCAUGGCCCUCAGAUAACACCCUUAGAUUGAGUAAUGCUGUUAAACUUACCCCUGAGUCAAAAAUAUUAUUAUUAGGAAACAAGGAAAAUAUAAAAUGGCAAGUAAAAUCAAAUCAUAUUGAAGUUUUUCUACCUUCCACUGCUCAUAAAGGAGAGCCUGCUUGGGUCUUGAAGAUUAAUCAUUAUCAAGAUUAGAAUAUAAAAAAUGUUUAAAAAUAUCUUAUUGAAACAUUUUAAUUUAUGUGAUACUUUUUAAAAAUUAUGGA
This is a messenger RNA of Trichogramma pretiosum, 1581 nucleotides long. It is a transcript of the gene Fuca, whose product is annotated as alpha-L-fucosidase. NCBI's taxonomy places the organism in Eukaryota, Metazoa, Arthropoda, Insecta, Hymenoptera, Trichogrammatidae. The record is from RefSeq and is a predicted model, not a curated record. Bases 125 to 1510 code for a protein of 461 amino acids. Gene Ontology annotation, cellular component: lysosome. Gene Ontology annotation, biological process: glycoside catabolic process; fucose metabolic process. Gene Ontology annotation, molecular function: alpha-L-fucosidase activity. The transcript has 6 exons.